Molecule: messenger RNA, 678 nt
Organism: Musca vetustissima
Lineage: Eukaryota; Metazoa; Arthropoda; Insecta; Diptera; Muscidae
Product: EEF1A lysine methyltransferase 2
Exons: 1
Coding region: 4-657 (217 amino acids)
Biological process (GO): peptidyl-lysine dimethylation; peptidyl-lysine monomethylation
Cellular component (GO): cytoplasm
Molecular function (GO): protein-lysine N-methyltransferase activity
Source: RefSeq, a predicted model, not a curated record
AACAUGUCUGUGGAAGAGCUGAAUGGCAGUGAAUUGGGAACCAAGGAUUAUUGGGAAAAGGCGUACGAACGUGAAAUAAGCAAUUAUAAAAAUCAUGGCGAUGUUGGAGAAAUUUGGUUCGAUGAAGACUCCCAAUUACGUGUCAUCAAUUGGAUUAUGAAACAGGAUGAUAUUCCGGAUAAUGUUCGUGUCAUUGAUUUGGGAUGCGGCAAUGGAAUGCUGCUGAUCGAAUUGGCACGUGAAGGAUAUACAAAUCUGAUGGGAGUUGACUACUCACCAAAGGCGGUGGAGUUGGCCGAAAAUAUAGCCAGAGAUCAAGAAUUGGCAAUCGAGUAUAAAGUUGCCGAUUUAAUGAAUGUGGAAUCGUGUAAAACGCUGGGAAUAUUUGGUAUUGUCCAUGACAAGGGAACAUAUGAUGCCAUUAGUUUGUGUCCCGACAAUCCCAAAGAGAAACGAGAACUAUAUAUGCAGUCCGUACAGAAUAUGAUGGAUGAAAAUAGUUUAUUUAUAAUUACCUCGUGUAAUUGGACAGAGGAGGAGUUGAUUGCAAGCUUUAGUGGAAAAUUUCUGAAGAAAUGUACAAUACCAACACCGUCUUUUAAAUUUGGCGGUAAAGUGGGGAGUGUUGUUACUUCGGUGGUGUUUAAGAAAGUUUGAGCAUUUAUAGCAUUUUUGUAA